Orbicella faveolata is the source of this 924-nucleotide messenger RNA. RefSeq names its product melanocyte-stimulating hormone receptor-like. Gene Ontology annotation, biological process: G protein-coupled receptor signaling pathway. Gene Ontology annotation, cellular component: membrane. Lineage: Eukaryota; Metazoa; Cnidaria; Anthozoa; Scleractinia; Merulinidae. Gene Ontology annotation, molecular function: G protein-coupled receptor activity. The record is from RefSeq and is a predicted model, not a curated record.
AUGAUGGAUCUCAGCAACGAAACGAACAUUUCCCAAGAGCUGAUCUGCUACGGAAUACCAGUAAGCAUCUUAGUUUUCAACUCAGAGAUUUACAUCACAUUGAUGGGUCUUAACAUCUUAAUUUCCAUAACUGCUUCGGUUGGAAACUUGUUCGUUCUUGUGACAAUAUGGCGAAGUCUACAUUUGCACUCUCCUUCGAACACACUGCUGUUCGGCCUGGCUAUGUCUGAUCUGUGUGUUGGACUUGUAUCUGAGCCACUAACCGUUGGAUUUCAAGCAGUUCUCUUCAAGAAUUCAAGCAAAAUUACCUCCUGUACUCUUGUGAAAACUCUUAGUUUAACAUCUACAUUUCUAACAGCAGUCACCCUGUUAACUGUAACGGCAAUGAGCGUUGAUCGCUAUCUAGCGAUAUAUCUGCACCUGAGAUAUGACCAAAUGGUCACAGAAAAGAGAACAAGGAAAGUCAUUUUAUUCCUUUGGUUUAUAAGUAGCGUGCCCUCAGUCAUAAUGGUGUUUGAUUCUAUGACCAGUUAUUUAGUUAUGAUACUUAUAAUAACACUUUGCCUCGUAAUUAUUACGUUUGCUUGGAUUAAGAUUUACCAAGUUGUACGACAUCACCAAGCUCAGAUUCAAGAUCAGAUGGCUGUUGCUUCGCAAUCAUUUAACAUGGCGAGAUUCAAAAAUUCUGCCAUAAACACUAUGCUCGUGUUAGUCAUCGUUCUGUUGUGCUAUACUCCGUUUCUCGUUUCUAAAAUUUGUCUCACUGUCAACUUAAAUCGUUCAAAUGUUCUCUUUUUCGAGAUCAGUCUUACAUUUGUGCUCUUAAAUUCCUCGCUUAACCCAUUGGUGUAUUUUUGGCGUCAGCGUGAUCUUCGUGCACAAGCUAAACAACUUGUGAUGACGUUUUGCUGUCAAACACAAUAA